AUUCUCCUUCAUUAUCAAUCUUUCUACGUAUAAUUUUCUGAAGCAUUAUUCAGAAAGAUAAAAACUCUGGUAUCAAACAAACUCAUGACAGGCGUAGAAGUUCCUAUUCUCUCAAGACUCGAUCGUCUCGAUAACAUUCUGAAGCAAGUGGAGGACAUCAGGGGUGCCAAUGGAACUCCAAGAAGCUCAUGUGGGUCGACUGGAACAUUAACAAGUGAUGGACAAGUUUCGUCCGUCGAUUUCUUGUCGCCGAAGAGCUUAGAGAAGCACUGCCGUCCGAUUGACGAUGUGCUUAUGGAGACGGAGAUGAAAGGAAGUCUCAUGGAAAGGAUAGUCCACGUCGAGGAUCGUCUCCUGCAAUUAGAAGAGGAAAUUGCGGGGUAUAAAAAGGUGGAAGGGGAAGGGCAGCCGAGUACUCCGACGACUCCGGAUGAGAAAGGAUUGAAGAAAAAGAAUCUGAAGCAGCUGGUUAAGUCGUGUGUUAAAGGGAAAACUAAACACAAGAACAAGUAGGGACUUGUAAAUUUUGUUCCUCUCUUUGGUGUAAUCUUGUUGUGAUAUAUAUAUGAGGUUCUGAGCGCUUC
This is a messenger RNA of Daucus carota subsp. sativus, 584 nucleotides long. RefSeq lists its product as uncharacterized. The coding region runs from base 85 to 513 and encodes 142 amino acids. Lineage: Eukaryota; Viridiplantae; Streptophyta; Magnoliopsida; Apiales; Apiaceae. The transcript has 3 exons. The record is from RefSeq and is a predicted model, not a curated record.